UAAUCACUUGUCAAAUUUAGAAAGACACCUGGAAAGAAAUCACAACAAUGAAUAUUUAAAUUAUUUAAAUGAAAAAACCAAAUAUCAGGAAUUGUUAAUGGCAAAAAAACCUAAAAUUAAUAUAGAAACCUUUUUUCCAAAAAAGCAUAUAAGUAUAAAUAUAUCAUCUAAUGAUUUGAUGAGUUCUAUACUAGAACUUGUUACUGUAAAUGGCCGGCCUUUAUCAAUUAUUGAAGAUUCGGGAUUUCAAAGAAUUAUAAAUCCACUCCUAUCUGGGCUCAAUUUAGUUAUAAACAAAGAAAAUUUAUCCAGAACUAUUAAUAAAACAGCCCAAUCAAUUAGAGACAAAAUAUCGAGAGAGGUAGAAGGAAAAUUAAUAAGUUUAAAAGUUGAUGCAGUUCAACGACUAGAUAGGUCAAUUCUUGGUGUAAAUAUUCAAUUUAUAUCAAAGUCCAUUAUAAAUUUGAGGACUCUUGGAAUUGUAGAGCUGAAGGAGAGAUGUACAGGAGAAUAUAUAAAAGAGAAUAUAUUAAAAACUUUACUAAAAUUUAAAAUUAAUAUUCAACAAAUAUACACAAUUACUUCUGAUAAUGGUUGUAAUUUUUUAAGAGCUAUAAAGCUCCUGCAAUCUGAAACUGAUUAUGAUAUAAGGAGUGAAUCAGCAGAUGAGGAAAAUAUGGAUGUAAAUGUAUAUAAAUAUGAUAUUGAUGAUAUACAAAAUACUUUUUUAUCAACUAUUAUAUCCUAUCCGAUUUAUAGUGUACGGUGUGCAGCUCACACACUUCAGCUGGCACUUCAAGAUGCUAUAAAAUUAUCACCUAUUGUGGAAACCAUUGCAAAAGCUAGGAGCCUAAAUUUAAAAUUAAGACAUCCCACUUACCAAAAGUUAUUAAAAAAUAUGAAACUCCCUAAGCCUGUGUUAGAUUGGCACAGAUGGCAUUCAACCCAUGAUAUGUUAGAAAGGCUGAUUUUACUAAAACCCAAUAUCGAAGAUUUUUUUACAGAGCAAUCUGAUUAUUUAUUGACUGAAGAUUGGAAAGAGAUAAUAACGAUUGUUGAAAUUUUAAAACCGCUAAAAAUCGCAACCAAACAAUUCCAAUCUGAACAGUUAACACUGACAGAUUUUUAUGCAGCAUGGUUAAGAUGCUGCAUCGAACUGGAAAAAAAUCCAAACCAUUUUGCUCAAUUACUAUAUUCUUGUCUUAAGAACAGAGAAGAAAGGUUUAUAAAGAACGAAAUUCUCUUAGCUGCCAUAUACCUGGGCCCAAGAUACAAGGUAUUACUUAGUGAUGAUGAUAAGAUUUGUGCGAAAAAACAUCUUGUCAAUUUAUGGAGACGAAUUAAAAGCUUAACAACGCCGAUUUUAUCUGAUGAUAUUAGUUCCGAUGAAGUUAUUGAACAAGAAGAUGAUUUAGAGAAAUUGAUACAACUUAAAGAAAGGCAGGAGAAAAUAUUUAAAAGAGGGCCAACGAUUGCUGAGAAAAGUAUUGGAACAAUAAUUACUGGAUUUAGCGAUUAUAAAAGAUUAGAUAAGAAGGAAAAUAUUUUGCAUUUUUGGGAGUCUGCUAAGCUGGAACACCCUGAAUUAUAUAUUUUAUCUAAAAUCUUAUUUGCUGUUCCUGCAACCCAAGUUAGCGUUGAAAGAUCUUUUUCACAUUUGAAAUUCAUUCUUUCACCACAUAGAUCGAGGCUGAGUGAACAACUCUUGGAAGAUAUUAUGCUAAUACAUCCACAAUAUACCGAUAUAGAAAAAGCAUACGCAUUUACGCAGAGGUUACCUGAUGAUCUUUACCUGAGACUAGAGGCGAUAUGCACUCCUACGGAAUUUAGCAAUCCAUCAAUCGUACUCGAGAGAUUUAAACUUUUACAGCCAGACAAUUCGAACAUAGCGUAUUUGAAAGAAUUCAGAAAGGGGAUUGAGGAUGAAGAAGCUUAUGACAAAAUAAUUAAUAAAAUUGAUAAUAUAAAAAUAGAAGAUACAUCCGAGAUAAAACAAAUAGAAAUGCGGAAGGACAAUCAGGCGGAUACGGAUAGAAGAAUGAUGAAAUACGAUGAUCGAAAUAGAGGAGUAGAUGCACAAACGAAUUACGUCCAUAGAAAUCAAUGGAGGCCUAGAUACGACAGUUAUCAAAGAAAUAAUUAUCAAGAGAAUAAUUUCUAUCUUCGUUUUCAAAAUAAUUUUAAUCCUCGAUAUCAAAACAAUUUCAAUUCAAGAUAUGUGAAUAAUUACGAGCCAAGACAUCGGAAUAAUUAUAAUCCUAGAGUUAAUAGUGGAUAUAAUAAUAAUGAUAAUUACAAAUAUAAUGAAAAUAAUUAUAGAGAUCAUAGAUAUCAAAACGAAUCAAGAUACAUACCAAGAUACAAUAAUAAUCGUGAUAAUAGUCAGACAUACAAUAAUAGAUAUAGAAUCAAUAAUAAUAAUAAUAAUCCAUCAGGAUAUUCGAAUAAUAUAAAUACCGUCGAUAUAGAGGAAAUAAAGGAGGAAAAUAAUGAUAAAAAGGAACAUAGUUUAUUUAGAAUUGAUGUGAAUAAUAUGGAGGAUGAUGACAGGGCAAAUGAUGCUUACAAAGUUACGAUAUACCUUAACGAUAUGCCGGUAGACAUGCAGAUAGAUACCGGGUCGCGCUUUUCAAUAUUACCUAUUAAGAUUGCUAGAAAGAUAGGAAUCAAAGUCUUAAAUAAAUCGGAUACGAAACUUACUGGCUAUGAUGGGAAAAAAAACAGAAUAAUAAUACAAUUGAACAUGAGAAAAGAGAUUUUACGCGAACUACAUAAAGGACAUUUAGGUGCAGGUAAAACGAAAAUGUUGGCGAGAGAUUAUUUGUGGUGGCCUGGUAUAAACAAGGAGAUAGAUCUAGAGCAAAUUUCCAAUCAUAAAACGAAUGAAAAACAUUACGACGGAAUCAACUUUAAAAGAAUUGAUGAAAAUUAUAAGCUUAUUUGGAAUACCAUCGUGACGGACAAUGGUACGAAUUUUACUAGUCAAUUAUUUAAAAAGUUUUAUGAAGAUUAUGGCAUAAAACACAUACUUACAGCACCUCAGCAUCAACAAUCGAAUGGUCAAUGUGAACGGGUGAUAAAAUGA
Messenger RNA from Gordionus sp. m RMFG-2023, 3085 nucleotides. RefSeq lists its product as uncharacterized. Gene Ontology annotation, biological process: regulation of transcription by RNA polymerase II; DNA integration. The transcript has 8 exons. The coding region runs from base 98 to 3085 and encodes 995 amino acids. The record is from RefSeq and is a predicted model, not a curated record. Gene Ontology annotation, cellular component: nucleus. Gene Ontology annotation, molecular function: protein dimerization activity; nucleic acid binding. Lineage: Eukaryota; Metazoa; Nematomorpha; Gordioida; Chordodea; Parachordodidae.